Balaenoptera acutorostrata (minke whale) is the source of this 2836-nucleotide messenger RNA. It is a transcript of the gene TMEM252, whose product is annotated as transmembrane protein 252. The transcript is spliced from 2 exons. The record is from RefSeq and is a predicted model, not a curated record. NCBI's taxonomy places the organism in Eukaryota, Metazoa, Chordata, Mammalia, Artiodactyla, Balaenopteridae. Bases 72 to 587 code for a protein of 171 amino acids.
AGAGCAUUCUCUCUGAGCAGGGGAAGCAGGGGGGUGGCAGGGUCAGUGAGCUGGGUUCCAAAGGAGCAGGGAUGCAGAACAGAACCUGUCUAGUUCUCUGUGCCUUUGCCCUCCUGACGGGCUUCCUGAUGAUCUGCCUGGGGGCCUUCUUCAUUUCCUCGGGCUCCCUGUUCAACUGCCAGGGGAACCUGAUCCUGGCCUAUUUGCUUCUGCCUCUGGGGUUUGUGAUCCUCCUGAGUGGAAUUUUUUGGAGCACCUACCACCAGGCCAGUGAAAGCAAAGGGGUGUUCAGCCGUGUGUUCAGACAGUACGGUGCUCAGGGGGCCCUGCCCCUGGCCACAGUGGACAGGCCAGAUUUUUACCCUCCUGCUUAUGAAGAGAGUCUUGAUGCUGAAAAGCAAGCCUGUCCUGCAGAGCAAGAGAGCUCGGGUGUUCCUCCACCUCCGUAUACAGAGACGGGCCUCGAAUUUGCGGAUGAAGGCGAUGCCCACCCAGAGGCCCCACCAUCCUAUGACGAGUCUGUAGCAGACACGGUGGAGGCAGCAGCGCCACUGCAGGAUGCUCAAAGGCAAAACCAAGAGUGCUGAAGCAGGGGAAGCUCUCCAGCCCUCAUGACGCACCCUCAUGGGAUGCAGCUGCUAAUAAUAAACACAGGCAGGGACUGUGGGAGGAAAAGCCACAUCAGUGGUCCCACAUGAGAGUUUGCAGAGGGGAUGCUGCGUGUGACAGCAAUGCAAUUCUGCACAUGUGCUUGGCCUGCAAGGGCAGAGUGGAGCCCUGGAAGGGUGUGGUCAGCACCAGGCAAACGUUUCAAAGGAUCCCAACCCAGGUGAACUUCUGGACUGCAAAAGUGUUGUGAGAGCUCUGCUCCACAGAGAGCUUUUCUGCUCUCUCUCAACUCCUCUCCCAUCACCUAGACCCCCAAAAGGGAGGAAUAGGUGCUGCUUGGACACCACGUGCCUUCAUGUACUGCAUUACCAAUAAUCACAAAGGGAAAGCAUGCUGGCAAUGAAGGGUCACUAUCGUUUAAAUUGUGGGUUCUGCUGGCUGGCUUUGAAGUUAUCCUCAUUUACUAUAUUACCAGAGUGACACAGUAAUGCACACUGUAAGAGAUUUGCCUCUGGAACCCAUGAAUGUUAUUUUGAAUGACUUUAUCUUAAGUAUGUGUAUUUUAUUUCUAUGUGAAAGGAAAGUGACUUCAAUAUUUGCUUUCAAAAUGGUUCAAGUACAAAAUCUUAAAUGAGUAUUUUAAGAAUGGGAUGGUUGUACAAGCGUAUAUGAUAAGAUUUCUUAGAGACUCAAGUUGAGCAAAGAGAAUACUUAAAAAUUCAUAAUACACAAGAUUCAGGAAAAAAAGAAUUUGUACUAGCCAUAGGUUGUAUUAAUACAGAAUUGGACAUAAAUCUUGAAAAGUUUUAAAAUACACAUAUAUUUCAGUGAACCCCCCUGUAAAGCUCUAGGAUUUGAAAGAAAGGAGACUAUAUUGUAGUAUCUUAAUCAUUAACAGAAAAUUCUUUGUGUCUCAAGAUACAGAUCCAGGCACUUUUUAGACUUAGGACAUUUAUUUUAAAGCCCAGUGAUUCCUCUUCAGCUUCACUAUAUCUUAUUAUAAGUUUUAAUACAAGAGGACAAAUCAGGUGGCAGAAUGGUGGGAGGAGAUGCAGCCUGAUGCUUUAGAGCUUGAGCAAGAAAAUUCAUCUCUCUGGGCCUCAGUUUCCUCCCCAAUCAAGUGAGGACUUCAUGUUGGGAUUAAUAUCUAACAAUCGGGGAAUGCCUUUUAUAUCGCAGGCACUGUUACGAACUUUUUACUCUUUUUAUUUAGCCCUCAUUAUAGCCUUCAGAGAUAAGUGCUAUGGUUAUUCCCAUUUUACAGAUGCGUAAAUCGAGACUUUGAGAAGUUAAGAAACCUUUCCAACAACAUACAGUUAUUUCCAGGAGGGUGAUGAAAGGUUCCUAGAGGGGCAUGGGAAGACAUAUUGACUUCACACUUUUGUGCUAGGUUGUGCUAAUCCUGUCCUACUUCCUCCUCCCAGGGAACAGUUUGGACUUGUCUCCCACUUGAGGAAGUUGGCCCUAACAGGAAGUGGAGCCCCAGGGUUGCAGCAUUAUCUUAAAGAGAGGCAGCAAAGGUUGCUUUAGGGUUAACAGUCUGGCUUCUCUUUUAAAAUGUAAAUAAGCCCUCGGUUUUCUGCCUAGGAGCUUGGCCCUCACCUCCUGCUGUAAUUUCCUUUCAUCUGAUUCUUAUACUGAUGAUGAAAGAUGGUUCCUAAUGAUAACAGACAGCCUUGGUGAAGGGGCACAGGAGGGCUUUGGACAGCGGUGAGAAGAAUGGAGAGCUUUCAAGAGGAUAAGGGUUGUAGAGAUGGGAUGGGGCCUCCGUAGCCUCCUCUUCCCUGUUAUUGCUGAGUGCUCAGAUGAAGCAUGUCCUGACAAAUACACAGGAAGCCAAAAAAGGAAAUCCUGGUUCCUUUACACAAAGCAGGACUUUGGGCAUCUGUGAUUUGAAUCCUUGACAUCAAGAACAUAACUGGACAUGAAGGUCACUCAUGGUUGUCCAACAGGAAGGCGGUCAUUUAUUAGCAAGGCGAUUUAUUAUUUCUCUCUUGUCAUCUCUUUCUAUUCCUCUACUGAGAUGGUUAUGCUGAAAUUUUCCUCGAGGUCUGAGCACAUUCACUGACCUGAACAAGCUCUAUAACUGGGCUAUUGUCCAGAGUUUGAAUUUGUAAUAGAUGGUUUUUCCAACUACUGGUAGUCAUGUGAGACAAAUGUAAUUUUGGUUUACAUAAGAAAAUUGUUUUAAUCUCUUUCCUGCAAUAAAUUUUGUACUUAAACUUUC